AUGUAUCCUGUCUUCACGGCUCUCACUCUUGGCAUCAUCGGCCUUGCUGCCUUUGGCUCCCCUGUCAGCAACAGAGGAGUGCGCAGCACAGCUGCUAAAAGCAGCGGGGCGAGCCAUGCUAGCAGUGAUGAGAAGGAGAUGGAGGAGGAGGGGCAGGGAGAGAGUGAGGAGAGGCGGGCAGAGGAGGAGGGGAGGAGUGUGAGGGAGGUGUAUGAGGCGGUGAGCACGCUCAGCACUGGAAGCACAGAGCGUUUCUUCUCUGGCCGCUUCCUCAUCCCCUUCUAUACCUUGCGAUGCGGCCCACCCAGGAGAGCAAAUCGCUGCAGCAAGCAAGCAGUGUUGCGUGCUUCAGCAGGCUGCAGCGCUCUCUGUUUCUCACUCUUGCAUCCCUCUCUUCCCCCCCCCCCCCGCCGCCCACGUGCCGCCGAGCCAGUCCUCCAUGAUUUGCGGUGGCUGCCCACCCAGGAGAACAGCGCCCUGCAGCAAGCAGCGGAGAAAGUGACGCGGUUGUCUCUAGACCUGAUUGCGAGACGCAGACAGGAACAAGCGUCCCCCAUUCUCCCCUUCAACUUUUUCCCAUUCCCCCAUUCCCCUCUUUCCCCCUUCCCCUCUUCCCCCCUUCCCCUCGUCCCCCCUUCUCCCCGCACCCCUUCCCCCAUUCCCCCCAUCCCCUCUUCUUCCCUUCUCCGCCCCUUCCCCUCUUCCCCCUUCUCCCCGCACCCCUUCUCCCAUUCCCCCCAGGGCGACUCAAGGAAGGAUCUUCUGGCAGUGAUGCUGGCAGCAAGGGAUGACGUCAGCAACGAGCAGAUGACCGACCAGCAGCUGGUGGACGAAUGCGUCACCUUCCUAUUGGCCGGGGUGCUGUGCGGUGGUGGAGUGUAUGACGUCAGCAACGAGUGCAGUGCAGAGGCAAGUGCAACACAGGUCAUGCUCCCAUGCUCUCUCACCCCUCCCAUCGUUUCAGGCCACGAGACGACAGCGAAACUACUCACCUGGGCUGUGUACCUGCUGGCCCGCUACCCCGAUUGGCAGAGGCGAGUGAGGGAGGAGGUGUGGCGGGUGAUGGGGAGCGAGAUGCCUGAAGGUGGGGGAGGAGGAGGAGGGGCGAACAGGGAGGGAGGGGGGGAGAAACUGGAGCUAGGAGGAGAGAAGGGGGAGGGAGGAGGGGAAGGGGAGAAGGAGGAGGGGGGAGGGGAAGCGGCGAAGGGCAACGGGAGGAGGGGGGGCGGAAGAAAGGUGACGUGGGAGCAAGUGGGGCGGUUGAGCGAGAUGCACAUGGUGCUGUUAGAGACACUCCGGCUCUUCCCCCCGACCCCUGUCAUCACACGCGAAGCAGUCAAGCAUGUCUCGCUGGGCCCCUACUCGCUCCCAGCAGGCACGCGCAUCACUAUGGCCAUCGGCAUGGCGCAGAGCGACCCGCGCUUCUGGGGGGAGGACGCUCUAGAGUUCAACCCAUUACGCUUCAAAGGUGAGAUUCAACCGAUCAAACCUCAGCGGUGGGCCGGGGAGGAAGCUCAGCGGCUCAUUCGGGGAGCAUGCUCACACCCACAGGCGUUUCUGCCAUUCUCAGCAGGCCCUCGAGACUGCAUUGGCUCAAACUUUGCUCUCUCGGAGGCCAAGGUGGUUCUUGCUCACAUGCUGAGUCGCCUUGAGUGGGAGCUCUCACCUACUUAUGUACACUUGCCGACUAUGGGGAUCGCGCUUAGCCCUAAAUAUGGCAUGCCGCUUCGGAUGAGGCUCGUGGAGUAG
Closterium sp. NIES-65 is the source of this 1749-nucleotide messenger RNA. NCBI's taxonomy places the organism in Eukaryota, Viridiplantae, Streptophyta, Zygnematophyceae, Desmidiales, Closteriaceae. The record is from the annotation of a GenBank genome assembly.